CAUACGCUGUUAUUUCCUGCUUAAUGUCUUGGAAGAGUGCAGCUCUCAACCACUUUCCAAAAUCUAGGAUUCCCCCCCUCCCUCCCAUCAAAAUGAAUUGCCCAUCCCUGGUCUAGUGGAUACAGCUCAGUGAGAGCCAAUAACUGAAAGCUGCAGCAGGAGAAUUUCAGGCUAGAGAGGAGGCACAAAUAUUUGAUGGGUAAGUGGAUUAGCUGCUGAAACAAAUGAGCAAAGAACUGAUGGGUUCUCCAUCUCUUGAUGUCUUCAAAUCAGCACUGGGUGACUUUCUAGAAAACAUGCUGUGGCGAAACAGAGCUUUGUGCCUGGGUAGCUGGGCUAAGUGUAAUGGCUUAUGCCACAGAGGGGACAGACUGCAUGACUAAGGAUAUCUUCUGAUGCCAUGAAUCCAUGAAUUUUACAAUCUUAAUCCUGCAAACACUCAGCAUACAUGUUUAAUAAUAUGUAUCUGAAUACUCAUAUUAACUUCACUUCCUCUCUGUUCUGGAGAGGGUUUAUAAAGUCUGUGUCAGAUAAGAGAACCAAAGUUGGGGCUGCAAAUCAAUGUAGGAAGACUAAGGAUUAUGAAUACAGCAGCCCAAAGUAAAUUAUACCUGUGUCCGUGUUCAGGCAGAUGAAUAUGUGGCUUGUUAGCAGAAACACUGGGUGCUGAGAACUGAAUCCCAUUGUUGCAGGCUAAGUAAUGUAACUCAAGCCAGAUAUUGAGAGAACUAAAUACGGCUUUCGGACCUAACUUGUGUGUGGUGUUUAUGGAAUAUAUCUAGACUCAACGUUUGCCCAAAACUGCAGAGUCCAGCAUGUUUUUCACCAGGGACAGAGUCUGGGCAGAAUUGGGGUGUGGAAAGUAUUAAAGCCCUUUUUGAAAUGUCUCCAAUUCCCCUGACAGGCUGCAGAGCACCCAUGUCUGACUGUAGCUCAGCCCCAGGCCUGCAGAGCCAGGGACAGGAAAUGGCCAUGAUGGAGCCCGUGAGCUUUGAGGAGGUGGCUGUGUAUUUCUCUGAGGAGGAAUGGGCUCUGCUGGAUCCGGGCCAGAGAGAACUCUACAGGGAUGUGAUGCAGGAGAAUUAUGGGGCUGUGAGAUGGCUGGGAUUUCCAGGCUCCAAAGCUCAUGUGCUCUCCUGGGUAGAGAGAAGGAAUGAGCUGCAGAUCCCGGAUCUCCAAGGCUGUGAGGAAGGGGAGAUCAUCAGUGACACCCACACAGCAGGUGAUGAGAUGCUGAAUGAGAUCAGUGAGAGGAGUCUUCAGGAGGAAGGACCUGAGCGAAUGGCUCCUUGUGGGGUGUUAGUACGAAGAUGUGAAGGGCAUGUUUCUCAGAGUCCUGAGAAAGGGGAGACCUGUAUGAGUCAGCAUAGCCUACAAAGGCAGCAGGGAAACUAUCCAGGAGCAGGACAGGGUAAAUCCAGUCACAGGAGCAGAAGGUUGAAAACAAACACAAAAAUGGUUCACAAGAAAAUCCCCCAUCAACAUUCACCUUGUGCUUGCAGUGACUGUGCAACUCUUAUCAAACAUGGCAGAGCCCAAACAGGAGAGAGACCCUUCAGCUGCUCUGACUGUGGGAAAAGCUUCAGUCGGAGGUCACACUUUAUUAUCCAUGGGAGAAGCCACACAGGGGAUAAACCCUUCAGCUGCUCUGACUGUGGGAAAAGCUUCAGUCGGAGGUCACACUUUAUUAUCCAUGGGAGAAGCCACACAGGGGAUAAACCCUUCAGCUGCUCUGACUGUGGGAAAAGCUUCAGUCGGAGGUCACACUUUAUUAUCCAUGGGAGAAGCCACACAGGGGAUAAACCCUUCAGCUGCUCUGACUGUGGGAAAAGCUUCAGUCGGAGGUCACACUUUAUUAUCCAUGGGAGAAGCCACACAGGGGAUAAACCCUUCAGCUGCUCUGACUGUGGGAAAAGCUUCAGUCGGAGGUCACACCUUGUUAGCCAUUUGAGAGCCCACACAGGAGAGAAACCCUUCAACUGCUCUGACUGUGGGAAAAGUUUCAGUCAGAGUUCACAGCUUAUUAGCCAUAGGAGAGCGCACACAGGGGAGAAACCCUUCAACUGCUCUGACUGUGGGAAAAGCUUCAGUCGGAGGUCACACCUUGUUAGCCAUUUGAGAGCCCACACAGGAGAGAAACCCUUCAGCUGCUCUGACUGUGGGAAAAGCUUCAGUCAGAGCUCACACCUUGUUAGACAUAGGAAAACCCACAUGCGAGAAACCAUUCAGCUGUUCUGACUGUAGGAAAUGCUACAGUCAGAGGUCACACCUUGUUAUCCAUAAGAGAACUCUUACAGGAGAUAAAUCCUUCAACUGCUCUGACUUUGGGAAAUGCUAUAGAAAGAGUUCAAGUCUUGUGGCUUAUAGUUGAACCCACACAGGUGAGAAACCCUAUAGUAGUGGUGAACAAAUUGUUUUCUGUUGGCACAAUCCAGCCUACCUAAGGCUUUGAUCCUGUCCACAAGGCAGUGCCAGGUCCCACCUCCAAAUGAGCAUGUGCUGAGGGAGAAGGAGCUUAGCCCCACCCCCUCUUCAUGCUGUGUAGCCACUAGAGAGGAGGCAGCGCUAGGCUGAGUCUUUGCCACGCAACCUGAGGCUAGCAGUAGAGGCACUGCUGUCACUGCACUGCUGGCCGCCAGGGCCACAUGGCCAUGUCAGGGGUGCUUCUGGGGCUGGUCCUGGUCUUGGGCUGCAUGGCUGCAGCAGCAGUACCUCCAGCCCUGGACUGAAUGGGUGCAGCAAUGGUGCCUACAGUGUCCGGGGCUGGUCCUGGUCUCUGUGGUUGCUGCAGGAGAAGAGCCUUCCUCUGGAGUGACCAGGACAGUGUGGCUAGAUAUGUUGCUGUAAGGGGGCUCAAAGCCAGGUAAUAUUUGCUGUCAUCCCGUAGACACCCCCUCCCAAUCUCCUCAAUUCCCUUUCCCCCAGCAGCCAGCACCCCCAGCUUUCUUUGACAGGGUACAAAAAAAAGGAGGCUCUCUCCUGGCCACAUACUGUACCUUACUCCUGGCCAGACACCUGCCUCUUUCUGUAUCCAAGAUCCUUCCUCAAGAUUCCAACCCUUUCUUGAGGCCCCUGUCACAUUAUUGGAUUUUAAGGUGAGCAUACAAUUCACUGCUGUGAUCACGGGGAACUGUUUGCCCCACAUUUGGUACAAAGUAGGCCAUGUGAGGUGUCAAACAAAAGUUGAUAUUUUGCUUAUUCUAUGUAUGGUAUUCAUGUACUUGUUUGGAGUUUGUAUGGGGAGUUAUGAAUAUGGGCUCUGCUGGUGCUAGUAUGGACUGCCUGUCAUGAGGAAGGAAUGUCCAAUGAGUGACUAUGCUAUUCAGUAUGGCUCCAAGGACAAUGGCUCUCCAGGUGGCCAAUACACACCUGAGGAAUGCGUGUGAAAAGUUGCAAAGCAGCCAUGCCCCAGUGGCUGCUGGCAUAUGAAACAGAAAGGUCACUUGACCAUGUGAUUAUCUCCAGCUUGGGAGACACCAGAAAUGAAUAUCAAAUGCCAUGAGGGGGGGCUCCAUCUUGUCUUCAGUCUUGCUUCUUAUCCCAGAUGCAGUCUUGCUAAGGACAGAGACAGGGGAAGGAUUGCUGACUCAUCCUGACAUAUGAUGUACGCCAAAGACUUUUAUGCUAGCAGUCUGUAACAUCUCCACUAAGAUCAUCAAGAACUUGCUGAUUGAUGUAUAUGAUGUAUAUAAUGUAUAUAAUAUCAACCUUACU
Messenger RNA from Pelodiscus sinensis (Chinese soft-shelled turtle), 3714 nucleotides. NCBI's taxonomy places the organism in Eukaryota, Metazoa, Chordata, Testudines, Trionychidae. The record is from RefSeq and is a predicted model, not a curated record.